Molecule: messenger RNA, 4826 nt
Organism: Nerophis ophidion (straightnose pipefish)
Lineage: Eukaryota; Metazoa; Chordata; Actinopteri; Syngnathiformes; Syngnathidae
Gene: n4bp1
Product: nedd4 binding protein 1
Exons: 12
Coding region: 180-3098 (972 amino acids)
Biological process (GO): negative regulation of proteasomal ubiquitin-dependent protein catabolic process; negative regulation of protein ubiquitination
Cellular component (GO): PML body; nucleus
Molecular function (GO): RNA binding
Source: RefSeq, a predicted model, not a curated record
GUGCUUCCGCCUUGUUAGCUCAGCAGACUGUGGUGUUCUUUAUAUCACACGCCACAAACAUCUCUCCGUCGUGCUGACUAACAACAAGCCAUGUGGACACCAAAGGCUCCCAGCCUCGCCGACGACUUGCAAUAUUGAGACGUGCUCGUCCGAGGCCACGCCAGCACCGAGAGACGCUAAUGUCAACAACGCGGCCUCCGCUCGGCAUGAAGCGAGUCCCCGAGCUCGCCUGCGCGGCGCCGCCCGACCACAGGCGGCCUUCCUCGGCCAAGGCCGUGGACGAGUUCACGGUCCCGGAGGACAAAGAGGACGAGCUGAAGUUCGCCCGUCCUCGCGUGGAGCGGGUCUUCAAAGUGGCCUUCACCAUCAUCGGGCUGCUGGACCACACCGGGCAAGCCCACGGGAGCACGGCCGCGCGGCAGAUAUGGUUGAAGCUCGGAGGAAAUACCGACGACGUUUCCAAAGCAAAGGAGUACGUCCGGGGACUGUGUGACCCAGAACUGAAGAAAGAAGAGCGGUACCCAGUGGACAUGCACUGUAUCUUUGCUGGAGCCCGGGGCCUCUUUUUAGACAGACUCAUGCGGGACACAAGUGCGGAGGUUUUGGUCACUGAGCCGGGACGCCUGCGGUUGUUGGGCCGCGCUGAGCCUGUAGUCAUGGCGCAGAGCAGAGUUCAGCAGUUUGUUGCACUUUUCCAGGAGAAACGGAGUCUACUCAGUGACCGAGAGCAAGGGGUGAAACGGGCGUUCAAGUCCUUUGUUGAAGAACGCGAUGAUAAGUACACCAUGGAGCUUCUUCUGCUGCCCAGUGCCCUGAAAGAAGAGUUAUUAGGAUUGGUUCACAGUCCUACCAGCUCAAAUACACACUCUCUGGCUCAUCUGAACCAGAACCUUCACCCGAGUAUUGCGGAGAUCGACCAAGACCGCUCACAGAGUAGCACCCCCGUGACGGAGCUCUCCAUCCGUAUCCUCGACACCAGCUUUGAGGACAGAGGAACAAAGACUUUUGGCGAGGGUGCGGCGAAAGCGGUGUUAGCGACAGCCGCAACAGCAGGGGGCGGCACUGGUUUGGGUCCGGAAGCCGUUCUGCUGAAUGGCACCAGGCCUUCGCACAAGCGGCGCUUUUCUGAGAGCGAACCUCGGGACACAAAGAGACAGUACUCUCUGGAGCGAAGAGACGAGUCUCCUGAGCGGUCGAGGGACAGGGAGCGACACCGGGACAGGGAAUACCACGGUGGCAGUAGUAGCAGUCGAUCCAAAACACCGUCUGCUUCAUCGACACUGUACUCCUCUUCUUCGGCUAAAGCAAACACUGUCGCUGGCGCCGUCAUGCUGGACCCGAGUGAGGGUAUCGCAGAUGACAAUGAGGCGGUCAGCCCGGAAACCAACCUGCGGUGCUUGGUCAAUUUCUUUAGAACCAUGGGUUACCAGGAGGAAGUUGUGGAGCGUGUCAUCAGGAAGACGGGACAGCUGGAAGACACCUUCCUCAUUCUUGAGAAAAUCGUGGCCGAAACAAAGAUUUGCGAGGAGAGAAUGAAAAGGGGAACAAAAGACACUAAACUGAACAAUGGGCGCCCCACUGACCUUCCCUCGGCCUCCUCCACGUUACCCUCCUCCUCGGUAGUGAAGGAACGGGAGCCGGGCAGGUCCAAAGAGAACAUUAAACCCAGCCAGCAUGGAGCCAGCAGUAACGGCUUAGGCCAUCGGAGGCAGUGCAGUGGAAGCGAGACCAGCACUCAACAGGCCAUCACCAUCAAGAGGAGCGCUAGUGCCCAAGGAGGAGCUGGCAGCUACGAGGUCAUUACCAUUGAUGAUGACGACGACGUCGCCGUCACCAGUAUCAAAACAGCAGACGGUCGAACAUCCAAAGUGACAAUGGCGCACGCUGACACUCAGACUGGAUCCAGAACGGACUACUUAGCCAGGGGAGGGGGCAGCAUGUCGCAGAGGGAUCCCCUGUCAAGAAGCGGGACUCAGACUUUGGGCGGAUCGAUGAAAGUUGAGAGCGUAACAGCAUUGCGCAGCUCGUCCCAGUGGCUGGCGGCCAGCACCACCUCUGUGGCGUCCACCCCAAAUUCAUCUCUCACCGCGGGCCGGCCUUCGCUGUAUCAGACGAUCGGUCACGUGGGAUUCCAAAACAACGGAGCGAGGAACCCUUCUACAAACAAUUCCCAGGCCCCACCGGUGACCGGCUUGGCUCGUUUCCACCAAUCCUUAAAAACUCCUUACACACUGAAAUUACCCAACGAGCCGGGACGAUCGGAGCUCCGUCAUAUCAUCAUAGACGGCAGCAAUGUGGCUAUGGCGCACGGCCUGAAUCGGUUCUUCUCCUGUCGAGGGAUAGCGCUUGCAGUGGAAACCUUUUGGAGGCGGGGCCACAGGGAGAUCACUGUAUUUGUUCCUCAGUGGCGCCAGAAGAGGGACCAAUACACAACAGAACAACAUUUUUUAAAUCAACUAGAAGACCUGAGGCUCCUCUCCUUCACCCCCUCAAGAGAGGUCUGUGGCCAAAGGAUAGCUUCACAUGACGACAGAUUCCUGCUCCAUUUAGCAGAAAAAACAGAGGGGAUCAUCGUAACCAAUGACAACCUGAGAGACUUUGUCAACUCUUCUGACACCUGGCGCAGGAUCAUUGUGGAGAGGUUACUGCAGUUUACUUUUGUGGAGGACCAUUUCAUGAUCCCUGACGAUCCUCUGGGGAGAAACGGACCUCAUCUGGACUCCUUCCUUCGUAAAAACCGACAAUUCUCCUUCACGCAUCCCCCACCAAGACCGCCAGACCUGCGUCCGUCUUCCCAUCAGCAGCAGCCGCCGCCACUCUACGUCCAGGCCCUCCACUCCGCCCCGUGGACCCCGACAGUCGCGCCACAGCCACCAUCUUCCCUGAUGCCCCACCCGGGGCGCCGCAACGCCUCCUCCUCCUCCUCCCCCUCGCCCUCCCCCUCGCCGCCUCCACAGCGCUCGGCGGGCGAGACGUCGGAGCUGAGAAGGCAGCUGUGCGACAUCUUCCCCGACCAGCAGCAGCAGAUUGACCGCAUCCUCAGCGAGAACCCGUACAUGAGAGACCUGAACGCCCUGUCCGGGCUGCUGCUGGGAUGAUUAAACCCCCCGGAGAGUCUCACAUUUCACUUUGUACGGAUGUCAUUCAGUUCUCUUUGGGUCAACACUUCCAAAAAAAUAUUUUUAAUUCCGUUUUUUUUUUUCUAUGGCUCCUUUUCAGUUUGUCCAAGCAACACCCAAUGAGGGGUGUAGUGUUAAAAAAAAAAAAAACACACCUGUUGUACCUAACUCAUGUCAAACAAAGACAACACAAAUUGUUUAGUCAGGUGUGGAAUAUUCCAGUUUUUGUGGGUGAAGACUGGACAGUCAAUGCACAAAAAUAUCAUAUUUGAGUCUUCUAAAAAAAAAAAAAAAACAUGCAGGGAAAUUGUGGAAUCGCUUUUUUUUUUGUAUACCUGUUGCUGAAUUUAAAGCAACAUUGCACAUUUGUAUCCCCUUCAAAAUGUAUAUUUGGACUUUGACGUGAUGCUUUCUACACUACAAGGACACCUUAUCAUGGAAGGGACUACUGAUGUAGUCGCCGUGCAUCAGUUGCGUUUGCAGCCUUAACUGUCGGAGCGGCAUCGUUAUUUUGCUGGGCGGUGACAUAUUUCUCUUGUAUACAUGUUCAAAAGUUUGGACACACCUCAUUCAAUGCAUUUUUUAUUUUUAUGAAUUUUUUAACUAUUCACGUUGUAGAUUGUCACAUCAAAACUAUGAAUGAACACAUGUGGAGUCAUGUACUUAACAAAAAAAGGUGAAAUAACAACAAAAAAAGGUGAAAUAACUGAAAACAUAGCCCCCUUAUGAUCUGAUUAAUGCUUUGCACACUCUUGGCAUUCUCUGGAUGAGCUUCAAGAGGUAGUCACCUGAAGUUGGUUUUCACUUCGCAGUUGUGCCUUAUCAGGAUUGAUGAGUGGAAUUUGUUGCUUUACCAAUGGGGUUGGAUCCAUCAGUUGAGAAAGUGUGUGUGGUGGGCGUGGCCUGCGGACCAGCAGCAAAGCGGGGUGUGGCGGGGAGUGUUAGUCUAAUCACCCGUCGCUCUGUUAAAGGCAGCAGUUGCUAUUGGGGGGGGCAGGGCAUGUAGAGAGAGAGACAAAUUGACGGACAAGAUCCAAAAGACAAUUUGCAAAUUGUGGAAGUCUAGUGCUUCCGAGUUCUCUGGACCAGCCACCACGAACAUGACAGCCGAGCACACGAGUGGUUUUUCCUGUUGCUUUUCAACAGACUUCUUUUGGAUCUUGUCCGUCAAUUUCGCCCUCGACAUGCUCUGCCAUCCACCAACAACGAACAUCAACCCCCCUCCCGACUGCUGCCUUUAGCAGAGCCACAGGUGAUUAGACAAACACUCUCAGCUGUGUCAUUUACGCACCUGUCGCUAAUCUCAAAACCGGCUCCACCACACCCCACUUUGCUGCUGGUCCGCAGGCCACGCCCGCCACAAUGUGUCCAAACGUUUGGCUUGUGCUGUAUGUAUACAGUCGUGGUCAAAAGUUUGCAUACGACUUGUAAAGAACAUCUCAUGGCUGUCUCAAGUUUCCAAUCGUUUCUGCAACUCAUAUUUUUUUUUGUAAUAGAGUGAUUGGAGCACAUACUUGUUAGUCACAAAGAAAAAAACUUUUUUGAGGUUCUAUCGCUGAGUUUCAAGCACACUUGUGAAGGGAAAAUUACCUCUUGAAGCCCAUGUAGAGAAAUGCCAAGAGUGCGAAAAAGUAAUCGGAGCAAAGGGUGGCUAUUUUGAAGAAACUUACAAAAAAAAAAUUGUAAAGUUCUCUCGAUGAGCUUCAA